AUGGCACUCCAGUUGUUGAUACUUGCGCUGUCGGUGUCCACAUCCUUCGCACAGUCCCAGGGCAGCACCCAUGAAGGCUGCAUCCACUUGCCCAUCGUCCACUCGACGAACCAACAGGCCUUUGGGAAAAGGGCCGUUCAGUUCUCGUUGGCCAAUCGCUCCGAUGUGGCCUAUUACGCCAAACGUAGGCCAAACCCCCCUUUCGGUCGUGCUCGUAAAGAGAAAGUGGAACUCGGCACGCCACCGCAGCCGCAGUUCGUGCAGCUCGACACGGGCUCUUUUGAGCUCUGGGUCAACCCGACCUGUUCGACGGCCGGGUCGUUUGGAGAUGCUGGAUUCUGCUCGUCUGUCGGCAACUUUGACACGGCCAAGUCGUCCACCUUCCAAAGCAUCGGCACCACCAAGUCGCUGAGAUACGGCAUUGGCUCGGCCAACAUCACCUAUGUCAAAGACGACAUUGCCCUGCCUGGGUCGUCCUCGAUCCUCAAGGCAGUGCAGUUCGGGGUCGCUACAGCCACCGAGGACGAGUUCUCCGGGAUCCUGGGAAUUGGGUACGGGCUCGGCCUGACGACCAGGUACAGGAAUUUUGUCGACGAGCUGGCGGCUCAGAAUGUGACCCGAGUCAAAGCUUUCACACUGGCGCUGGGAGGCAAGGACGAGCAAGAGGGCGUCAUCGUGUUUGGAGGCGUCGAUACCUCCAAGUUCGCCGGGCGGCUGGCUCGGCUGCCCAUCAUCCCCGCCGCCCAAAGCCCGGACGGCGUGCCGCGCUACUGGGUCGCCAUGCAGUCCAUGACACUGACGCCGCCGAGCUUGCGAAGGAAGACGUACAGCAACAGCACGAUGCCGGUCUUUCUCGACUCCGGGUCGACGCUGACGCUCCUCCCGACGGCCCUCGUCGCUGCCGUCGCCGCGGAUUUCGGAGCGACCACCCAGGACAGCAGCGGCUUCUACUCUGUCGACUGCGCGCUGACCAAGGUCAACGGCACGCUCGACUUCGCCUUUGAGGGCGUGACCGUUCGGGUCCCGUACAAGGAGAUUAUACGCCAGUCGGGGAACCAAUGUGUCCUGGGGAUCAUGCCCAACCCGGAUUUUGUCCUGCUCGGCGAUACCUUUCUGCGUUCUGCGUACGUUAUCUUCGACCUCGACAACCACGCAGUGUGGAUGACGCAGUACACCAACUGCGGCUCAUCGCCCGCCGCAGUCAACGACUCGAAAGCUUUCCCAUCCCUCAUUGGCACCUGCAACCUCCAGAAGGCCGCGGUCAACGACGCGGCGUCGAGCUCUUCGGUCUCGACGGGGACGCCCACGACCGUCUCGACUGGCGGGGCUGCUGGCGGAGCGGCAAGUCCCAGUAGAUCGUCGACUGUCAGCGCAGCAGGGACGGUCACGCCCAGAAGACAAGCCUCGAUCUUCGCACUGGCGAUCGUCGUUGCUGUCGGUGUUGUCUCAUGA
This is a messenger RNA of Thyridium curvatum, 1452 nucleotides long. RefSeq lists its product as uncharacterized. Gene Ontology annotation, molecular function: aspartic-type endopeptidase activity. The record is from RefSeq and is a predicted model, not a curated record. Gene Ontology annotation, biological process: proteolysis. Lineage: Eukaryota; Fungi; Ascomycota; Sordariomycetes; Thyridiales; Thyridiaceae. The transcript is spliced from 3 exons. The coding region runs from base 1 to 1452 and encodes 483 amino acids.